Penicillium cosmopolitanum is the source of this 792-nucleotide messenger RNA. Its product is annotated as alpha/beta-hydrolase. Gene Ontology annotation, molecular function: hydrolase activity. The record is from RefSeq and is a predicted model, not a curated record. Bases 1 to 792 code for a protein of 263 amino acids. The transcript has 3 exons. NCBI's taxonomy places the organism in Eukaryota, Fungi, Ascomycota, Eurotiomycetes, Eurotiales, Aspergillaceae.
AUGCCCCUGAACCGAGAUCAUCUCGAGAUCAUUCCACAGCCUGAGCUGAACAUCCACGAAUUUGAUAUCCCCGCUCGAGAUGGACAUUCUAUUUGCGUCCGAGCAUACAAACAAUCAGGCCAGACCGACCUGCCUCUCCUCAUAUAUCUGCACGGAGACGAUGCCUCAUGUCGUGCGUUGGCAGCGCAGAUUCCCGUUCUUGUAUUAAACGACGAGUAUCGAUUGGCGCCAGAAAAUCCAUUUCCAACUGGCUUUGAGGAUAGUUUUGAUGUCGUUCGCUGGCGAGGAUUCAUUCUGGGUGGCACGUCUGCUGGUGCCAACUUUACAGCUGGCAUUGUCCAUCUUGCAGUGCAAGAAGGGUUGGCACCCGCACUGACGGGGCUAUUGUUCUUGGCAGGUAGUUUCUGUCAUCCCGAUGUACGCCCAAAGGAGUAUCGUGAUCGGAUCCUCAGUGUUGAUGAGAUCAACGAUGCGCCGGGACUUACACGCAAAUCCAUUGACUAUUUCGCGGCCAAGUAUGGAGCUCCGCCGAAAGACAAACGUCUCUCGCCACUUCUUUUUGAAUCGCAUGCCAAUUUGGCGAAGAAGGCGAUUUUCUAUGUUUGUGGAUGGGACCCCCGACGCGAUGAGGCGUUGUUGUUCGAGCAAAUGUUGAAGGAGGAACAAAUUGGUACGAAGGCGUAUGUUUAUCCGGGACUGCCACAUGGCUUCUGGGGAACUUGUCCUGACCUAGAUGUAUCGGAGGAUUGGCAGAGGGACUUGAUCGAAGGUGUUCGAUUCCUCUUGGAAUAG